AGUAGUGGCCAUAGUUGACAGGGUCUUAUCCUGUGGUCCUUAGGAAGYCAGUCAGUCGGUUAGUGUGUCCGGGUAGGGCUACGUGGUGAGGAGUGGGACCCUUGUCGUGCACCAACACCACGAUGGACGACUACCCGAUGUAUGGGUUGCUGGUUGGGCUCUCCCUCUGGGGGACCCUCUGGCGUCUCCUCUUUCCUCUGGGAUUUUGGCAUGCCUUUGCGUGUAGAGUAGGGCCCACUCGAGGUGGUACCACCACCCAACCAUACACGAAGGAGGAGGAGGACAAGAUGGCCGCCAUCCUGCAGGAGAGGAAGGAGAAGGAGGCCAAGAAGAAGGCCUUGAAAGAAGAACAGGCGGCCAAACUGAAGAAGAUGGAGGAAGAAAUGGCCAGGGAGAAGGAGAGGCUGAUAAAGGAAGAAGAGGAGAAACUGAAGGAGGUGGAUGAAGAGGAGGAGGGACCGCCACUGCAAAGGAGUGGGCAGCACACAGCGGCCGCAGCGGUGACGAGUGAGGAGGAAGAGGUUGCUAUGUACAUCCCCAAGGAUGAGCAAGAAGCCGCCAUGAAGAAAUGGGAAGCAGAAGAAGAUGUUCUGACGCGGCGGGCGAUGGAGGAUGAACAAAGGCUGGAGUGGAAGCUCACAGUGAUGAGGGAGAAGAAGAGAAGAGUGGAGGCGGCGAAUGCGGCAAUGCAGGAACUGGAGGAGGUGAGGGCUGCCGUAACAACACAAUUGAUUCCGCAAGUGGAUCUCCAACGUAAAGUGGAGAUCAUCGCCCAUAGCGUUGAGCGGUUAGCUAAAGUGCAAGAAAAGCACUUUGAGUUUAGUCGCAGCCAGGAGAUAUCUGUACGCUCGAUGCGAACGGGCUUACGAGACUUUGCCCGCGAGUUAGUAGGCGCUGUGGGGUCCGAGGUGACKCACCGCCUCGAGAAGACUGAGCGUUUUUGUGUCGGCGCCAUUGAGGGCGUCAAGGUGGCCGCUCCCAAGGAGGAGGAGGCUCGUCCUCGCAGGGAGCCGGUCAAAGUCAAAUUCCCUGAUUCCUAUAGUGGGAAAAGGGAAGAGAACUUUGACAAUUGGGAGGCCAAUGUUAAGACUUAUGUGCAUCUGCAACAGGUAUCCCCGGAUCAGCAGGUCCUAAUUGCGAUCCACGCGCUUAGAGAUGAGGCCGCCAACUUUGCAAGGUCCCAAGUUCGCGCUGCCAACUGUAGUGACGACCCGGUAGUGCACUCCUCGUUCACAUCCCUCACCGAAUUCUUGAAGUUAUUACGCGAGCGAUUCGCUGAUGUUGCCCGUAGUGUCAAAGCCUCAGAAAGGCUUCAGACAAUACACUCGCGCCAAUGGAAGAGUGCAAGGGCACUCAAGGGCACAAUGGAUGAGUUAGUGGUUGUUCCUGACCACAAGGUCACAGAGACCCGGUUGGUCAACCUCUUCUACCGGGCCAUGCCCGAAGCGCUGCGUGGUCACUUCUUUGACAAGAGUCAGGACCCUGCUAUGACUUAUGAUAUACUUAGCAGGGAAGUGGUCGCGUUCGAGGCGAAGUCUGCGUCGAUUUCCACCUUCUGGCACAAAGAUUUAGACAAAGGCAAAAAGUGGAAGGGCCGCACUAUCUCAGGGCAGGUCAAGACUAAGGAUAGCCUUGUGCUCACUUUAGAUGAAGGUAGUGUGGAUGGAAUCCCCUACGAUCAGAUUGAGUGGGGGUUAGAGGAGGAGCACAGCGGUGCGGGCCAAGGGAGAUCCUACGCUGCUGUCGCGGCUGGAGGGAGGCCGCAAGGAGGAAGAGGUCAGGGCCAAGGGGGCCGGGCCUCAGGGAGCCGGUUUCAAGGCGAUCAGGGGGUUGGCGGCAGAGGAGGAAACCGCAGAGCGGGAGGAAGAGGUCAAGGUCCCCCGCAAAACCGUCCUAGGAAUAGGUCUCCCUAUAGGGUAGGAGGAUGGCACCUAGGGCUACCGCAGGACAAUCGUACAGUGAUUGUAGAGGAUUACGUAGAGGGAGUCCAGGCAUAUUUCCGCCUAGAGAAAGAUGGGAAAGUGGAGAAGGUCCUCCACUCCCUGACUCUCCUCGUAGAGGACAGCCUCCCAUUUGACAUUGUCCUGGGAAUGGAUUGGGGAGAGGCAGUUGGGGCCACGCUCCAUUUCAAGGAGCACGAGUGUAGGCUCCCUAGUUCGUCAGGCGAGGCCAAGACUGCCCGCCUGUUCCAUGUGUCGGGGGUAGAGAAUUCCUUGGCGCACUGCUGCCUUAGUGCCCCCGCGUUCGCCAGACUGGUGAAGGAGGGAUUGGAGGAACAGGUCUUUAUUGCCUAUGUUAGGCCAGUGACUGAGCCUACGGAGGAGAAGCCGACGGACCCCGCGAUUGCCAAGCUGCUGGAAGAGUUUAAGGAUUUGACUGAGCCGCCGACAGGCACGGUGUCGCGGCCCAUCCAACACCGUAUUGAGAUAGAGCCUGGCAGUAGAACUCCUAAGGGUGCGGUGUAUAGGAUGUCCCCGCGGGAGUUAGAGGAGCUGCGGAAACAGUUGGACGAGCUCCUUGAAAAGGGUUGGAUUAGGCCCAGUUCGUCUCCUUUUGGAGCCCCUGUUCUCUUUGUACCCAAGAAAGAGGGAAAGCUAAGGAUGUGCAUAGACUAUAGGGGUCUGAAUGCUAUUACAGUAAAGAAUGCUGAGCCACUGCCUAGGAUCGAUGAUCUCUUAGAUCGAGUGCAGGGGGCUAAGUAUUUCUCUAAGAUAGACUUAAAGUCCGGAUAUCAUCAGAUAGAGGUACACCCUGAUGAUCAGUAUAAGACAGUCUUUCGGACUAGGUACGGGCAUUAUGAGUUCAUAGUGAUGCCCUUUGGACUAACCAAUGCGCCAACAACUUUUCAGCGGUGUAUGAAUGAUUUGUUUAGGCCGUGGUUAGACAGAUUCGUUGUAGUUUAUCUAGAUGACAUCCUAGUGUUUAGCCGGACCCUCGAAGAGCAUCAGGGUCAUCUCAGGCAAGUCUUGGAGAAGCUGAGAGAAGCUAACUUCAAGAUCAAUGCAAAGAAGUGCGAUUGGGCGAAGACCCAAGUUUUGUAUCUAGGCCACGUCUUAGAUGGAGACGGCGUUAAGCCAGAAGAUCGCAAGAUCGCAGCGAUUAGAGAUUGGCCCACGCCACGUACGYUGACAGAGUUGCGCUCGUUCCUGGGCUUAGCGAAUUACUACAGRAAGUUCGUAAGGAACUUCUCCACCAUUGUUGCGCCCCUUCGCAGAUUGCUGAGAAAAGAGACAAUCUGGAAGUGGGACAAGUACUGCACAUCCGCCAUGAAGAACCUAAAGCAGGCGUUGAUAGAGUAUCCGGUCCUUAAGGUCGCCGAUCCGUCCUUGCCUUUUGUUGUUACUACGGAUGCUAGCCAGUACGGCAUAGGCGCAGUGUUACAGCAAGACGAUGGCAAUGGCUAUAGACCCGUAGAGUUCAUGUCCGCUAGGAUACAUUCAGAAAAGGUUGCGACAUCUACCUAUGAGAGGGAACUCUACGCUCUCAAGCAAGCAUUAGACCACUGGAAGCACUACUUGCUUGGGAGGCACUUCAAAGUCUAUUCGGACCAUGAAACGUUACGGUGGUUAAAGACCCAGGCCAAGAUGACACCUAAGCUUACUAGGUGGGCCGCAGAGAUAGAUCAGUACGACUUCGAGCUCAAGCCUGUCAAAGGGAAGUACAACGUAGUCGCGGAUGCUCUGAGUAGGAGAGCAGAUUACUUUGGGGCAAUAGUACAUUACCUCGAUAUAGGAAAGGAUCUGCAGCAGAAGGUUAGAGAAGCCUAUGCGCAGGACCCUAUCUAUAGUGAACUCCUCACGCGAGUCAAGGGGCCCCUAGAGACCGAGCCGAACUACCGCACUACUGGAGGGUUACUCUUCGAGAAGACUAAUGUCUUUGACCGGUUGUGCAUCCCCAAUAGCGAAGAGAUCCGUAGUCUGAUUAUGGGAGAAUGCCACGACACAGAGGGCCAUUUCGGUUGGCAAAAGACUUUGGCCAAUCUGAUGCGCGCGUAUACCUGGCCAGGGAUGAAAAAUGACUGCGUAGAGUAUGUUCGCAGUUGCAAAGUCAACCAGCGUAAUAAGAGUUCUACGCGCGCCCCGCUAGGUCUUCUCAGACCCUUGCCCAUUCUGGAUCAGCCGGGAGACUCAGUGUCAAUAGAUUUCAUGGACACUCAAGUCAAGAGUAGGCAUGGCAAGAGCCAAGUCAUGGUCAUAGUUGACCGCUUUAGCAAAAAUCGGAAAACACCGCUGGCUUCUUAAAGAUCGUGUCCAUCCACGGUUGCACCAAACCCGAUAAUCAACCAGUCUGAAAGUUACAAAUAAAAGCUCCAUGGUCGU
Messenger RNA from Chara braunii, 4319 nucleotides. The record is from the annotation of a GenBank genome assembly. Lineage: Eukaryota; Viridiplantae; Streptophyta; Charophyceae; Charales; Characeae.